Molecule: messenger RNA, 1485 nt
Organism: Rhineura floridana
Lineage: Eukaryota; Metazoa; Chordata; Lepidosauria; Squamata; Rhineuridae
Product: vomeronasal type-2 receptor 26-like
Exons: 4
Coding region: 1-1485 (494 amino acids)
Biological process (GO): G protein-coupled receptor signaling pathway
Cellular component (GO): membrane
Molecular function (GO): G protein-coupled receptor activity
Source: RefSeq, a predicted model, not a curated record
AUGACUCAGUUCUACCAGCACAUCCUGGCCUUGGUAUUUGCUGUCAGCCAAAUCAAUGAAAACACUCAAAUCUUACCCAAUCUCACUCUGGGCUUCCACAUCUAUGAUGGCCAUUUCAGUGCAAGUUGGAUCUAUCUUGCCUCAAUGGAACUUCUCUCUAGACGGGGCAGACUCAUCUUGAAUUACAAGUGUGAUAUUGAGAACACUCCAGUAGCAGUCAUUGGGGGACCUAACGCUGAAUUCUGUUUCCAUAUGGCAACAGUACUGGAUAUCUACAAGAUGCCACAACUCAUCUAUGGCACUUUCCCAGUAAUCUCCAGUGUUUUCUUCCACUGGAUGUUCCCAGAUGUGGCUCACCAACAUAAUGGGAUUCUUCAGUUAUUGCUGCAUUUCAGGUGGUUGUGGAUUGGGUUGAUUACUCCACCUAAUGUGAACUUUGAACACAUUAUUUCCAUGUUUUCCUGGAAAGGAAUUUGCCUUGAUUUUAUUGAAAGAUUCCCAAAGCUGACCUUUUCCAAUGAGUUCAGUAAAAUGGUGGAAGAAAGUUUUCAAACAAUCAUCACUGUUAUGGGAAGUACUGCCAAUGCUGUGAUUGUACAUGGUGAAGUUCAUAGCAUUAUGGCAAUGAGAAUGCUACUCCAGUUUGCAGAUAUCGAGGACAUACCAAUGCAUACCGAAGCCAAAGUCUGGAUUAUGACAGCCCAGAUGGACUUCACAUCAUUUCCCUUUCAAAGAGGCUGGGACAUAACUUUCCUCCAUGGUGCUCUAUCCUUUGCAAUCCCUUCAAAGAAUCUUCCAGGAUUCUUUCUCCAGAUGAGAAACCCUACUUGGGAAAAAGAAGAUGGCUUUAUCAGAGUCUUCUGGGAAGAGGCAUUUAACUGUUCUUUCCCCAGUCCUUCUUUAGAGAUGAAAUACAAAGAAUUUUGCACUGGGGAAGAGAAGCUUGAGACCCUUCCUGAGAUGGUAUUUGAAAUGAGCAUGACUGCCCACAGCUACAGUAUCUACAAUGCAGUCUAUGCAAUGGCACAUGCUCUACAUGCUCUGCAUUCCUCCAGUUUCAAAGAAAGAACAACGGUGAAUGGAGAGAAAUGGGAACUUCUGAACCUACAGUCAUGGAAGCUCCACCUAUUUCUCAGAAAUGCCUCAUUUAACAAUGGUGCCGAAGAGCUGUCAUUUGAUGAAAAUGGGGAAUUAGCAUCUGGAUUUGACAUUGUCAACUGGGUCAUAUUCCCAAAUGAGUCCUUUCUUCGGAAAAAAGUUGGGAGACUAAACCUGAAGGUCCCCCUAGACAAGAGCCUCUCUCUUCAGGAUGAUGCUAUCGUGUGGCCCAGAAGGUUCAACCAGGUACGGCCUGUUUCUAUGUGUAAUGAGAAUUGCGAUUUAGGUUAUAGUCGGACCAAGAAAGAAGGAAAGCCAUUUUGCUGCUAUGAUUGCCUCCCAUGUCCAGAAGGGAAGAUUUCUGACAAGAAAGGUACUAAUAAAUAA